Molecule: messenger RNA, 1428 nt
Organism: Caenorhabditis bovis
Lineage: Eukaryota; Metazoa; Nematoda; Chromadorea; Rhabditida; Rhabditidae
Source: the annotation of a GenBank genome assembly
AUGGCGGGAGCUGUGAAGUUGGCCGAUAGAUACCUAAUGACGAAGCGACUUGGUGAUGGAACCUUUGGUGAAGUCAUGCUCGCCAAAAAAAUCGACACUGGCGACGUCGUCGCCAUCAAACGAAUGAAAAAGAAAUUCUAUAGUUGGGAGGAGGCGAUGGCGCUGCGCGAGGUGAAAUCGCUCAAGAAGCUCAACCAUCCGAAUAUAAUCAAACUUCGCGAAGUGAUUAGGGAGAAUGACAUAUUGUAUUUCAUUUUUGAGUUUAUGCAGGAGAACCUCUACGAAUUGAUGAAGGACAGAGAUCGCUACUUUCCGGAAAGUGUAAUUCGAAAUAUUAUUUAUCAAGUACUCCAGGGACUAGCUUUUAUGCACAAAAAUGGAUUUUUCCAUCGCGACAUGAAACCGGAAAACAUCAUGUGCAAUGGAACGGAACUCGUGAAAAUCGCCGAUUUCGGACUGGCGCGUGAAAUUCGCUCGAAGCCGCCAUAUACGGACUAUGUGUCGACGAGAUGGUAUCGCGCACCGGAAAUUCUGCUCAGAUCGACUUCCUACAAUUCGCCAAUCGAUAUUUGGGCAUUAGGUUGCAUUAUGGCCGAAUUAUACAUGUUGCGGCCGCUAUUUCCCGGCACUUCCGAAAUGGAUCAAUUAUUCAAAAUUAUUUCGAUAUUAGGCACACCGACGAAGUACGAAUGGCCUGAAGGCUAUCAAUUGGCGUCGGCGAUGAACUUUCGAUUCCAGCAGGUUGUCGCGACGCCGAUGGAGCAGGUCGUCAACACGAUAUCGAAAGAGGGCAUGAAGUUGAUGAUGGACAUGAUGUUGUGGAAUCCCGAGAAACGUCCAAACGCCAAUCAAUCGUUGAGAUACAAAUAUUUUCAGGUUGGCGAAAAACUUGGCGCGCCGGUUGUCAGCCAGCCGGCGCCGGGAAGCCAUCGAAAGACGAGCGCCGGCUCGACGAAAAGCGACACGAAAGCGUUCACCGCGAAAACCUCCAAGAAAGACUUUGCCGAUUCGGAGAACGUUUCGCCUCAACCGCCGCCGAAAAUCAUCGAACGGCAUGCCAAUCGCAACAUUUCAUUGAAUAAGGCGAAUCUUUUCGAAAAAAACGAUUCGAAACCGUUGGCGCCGAAACCGCACGAGCCGAAGCAGACCGCCAAAGAUUUGUACUUGUCAAAGUCCAAAUAUGUGCCAGGCCAAAUGACGAAAGAGGGCCAAAUCAUGACGAAUAAUGGUGUGACGGGCACGACGAAGACGACGACGUUCAGCGCGAAGAAGGAAGGCCGAAACGCGGUGCAGACAAGGUUCGAGUACGCGUACGGGUACGUGCCAAACUUCGGCACGCGCAAUCCGAAUCCGACGCACACCAACAAUAGUGGUAACAGUGCGACGAAGUUGACGAAUGCGGGUCGAAUCGAUUGGGCUGCCAAGUGA